GAAAAUAUGAAACCCAUUAGCAUUGUCGCCUUAGCCUUACUAAGCUUGGCAGCUUGUUUGGCGAGUAGCUCAGCCGCUGCAAUGCCUGUUGAGGAUGGUCAUCCACUUGUUGAUCCCCAUCUACGCUUACAGCCUGAGGCGAGGCGUCUAAAUAUCAGUGUGUCUAUGCCACUCAAUCAAAAAUUCUUUUUAGGCCCAGAACCGUUAACUUGGUAUGAGGCCAACUAUUACUGCGGCAUGGGCAAUAUGAAAUUGAUUCAAUUGAAUACACCAUCCGUCGAGGCUGAACUGAAAGGUUUUCUUACUUACUAUGGUUUGGAAAGUAAAUUCUAUUGGACUGGCGGCAAUCGUUUUAAUGCCCAAAAAACUUGGGUUUGGGGCUUGUAUGGCUCUAUUUACAGUAACAGCUACAAACACUGGGCUCUGAAUGCACCGAGCAACAAUACGGACAGUGAAAAUUGUUUGGCCAUCUGGGGACAAUCCAAUCUUUGGUAUACGCUCAGUUGUGAUGUUGAGUAUGAUUUUAUUUGUCAGAAGUAAAUUUU
This is a messenger RNA of Ceratitis capitata (Mediterranean fruit fly), 545 nucleotides long. Its product is annotated as C-type lectin domain family 4 member M-like. The transcript has 4 exons. Bases 7 to 540 code for a protein of 177 amino acids. The record is from RefSeq and is a predicted model, not a curated record. NCBI's taxonomy places the organism in Eukaryota, Metazoa, Arthropoda, Insecta, Diptera, Tephritidae. Gene Ontology annotation, cellular component: external side of plasma membrane. Gene Ontology annotation, biological process: biological process involved in interspecies interaction between organisms. Gene Ontology annotation, molecular function: carbohydrate binding.